Blepharisma stoltei is the source of this 1765-nucleotide messenger RNA. Lineage: Eukaryota; Ciliophora; Heterotrichea; Heterotrichida; Blepharismidae. The record is from the annotation of a GenBank genome assembly.
AUGCAAAAAUCCACUAACAAAGCUGACAACCUUUCACUCGGGGAGAUCGAUUUCUACGACUUUCUCGAUUUCCCAGCCCCAGCACCAAUCCAAGUUCGCGAAACUGAAGAAACUUGCACAGAAGUUAAAUCGACUGGCCGCAAACAAAUAGUUGACACAAAAAUCUUAGGGAGGUUCCAAAGUGUUUCCAAUCCUUAUCCUCCUAAAAAAGAAUAUUUAAGAUGCAAGAUGAUCCGUGGCCACAAAAGAGCUAACCGUCAAAUUGAAAAAGGCGUAAUCCCCAAGCGCACUAUAAACGCAUACUCAGCUAUUGCUGAGUCCUAUUGAAGCAAACUAACUAACUGCUUUAACGCUAACAAAAAUAUACUGAUAGAAGAAAGUAAGACUGAAGCAGGACCAAAAACUGAUGGGAAAACAAAGCGAAAUGGCAAUGAAAAUGGAAUCCCUAACUCUCACCCUGUGAAGGAAUAAGCCAUUGGAAAAGUCCCUAUUUUUUGCCCAAAAACCCACCCUCCAUGAACCGAACAAAAAAUUUUUUUAAUGGAAUAUUUUUUAAGAAAAAACUUUGAUAUAGUUAGGGAGGAUGAACUGCUGGUUUGAAGGCAAGCCAAAAAAAGCCCCGUGCAGUUCAUCCUCCCUAACUAUAUAUAUAUAAGUGAUAAUUAUUUAAUGAAAUCUCUAAUUCUGUUAAUUGCGUUUUAAAGCAUAAAUUUUACAAACUAAAUAAAUAUUUGCUUUCCAAUUUUGUGAAUUGGAAUUUUUUAAUAUUUCAAAAACAAAUUUACUAUAAAAUAUAUAUAUAAAUUUCAAAAAAAAAUUGAACCCUCCAUGAGCGAACAGAAUUUUUUUUAAUCACUCACGGAUGGAGGAGUAAGAGCUUCAAUGAAAAGUUUUGCAAAAGGUAUUUUUCUCCAAAAGAAGUAAGAGAGUCAUAUUUCUACUACACAGAGUACAUUUUCGCAGAAUUUGAGCCGAGUGUUUUGUGCAAAAAAUUUAAAAUCAAGUGCUGCAGAUCUCCUAAUCACACUUAUGAGUGUUUAGAAAGUUGGAAAUUGCUGAAGUUUUAUGUACAAAAGAUUAUGCUUGACAAUUUGUGUGUCGAGCCAUGGCUUGUGAUGGAAAGUACAACAGACAUUUCAACGUUUCCUAAAAUUACAAAAGCAAUUGCAGAGCCAAAAAUCGCGGAAGAUGUGGAUGCAGACCCAAAUAUCAUUAAGGAAGAUGAUCCAAUAAUUAUUUAGUUAUUAUCUAUUGCAUUAUUUAUGGGAUGGCUUUCACAUGUGAAAAGUUUCCCAUCAUAUAAAGCCCAUCCAAAAAUAAUGUCAAGCAUUAUAAUUAUUUUCAGCCAUAGCGAGGAUAUGCUUUGGCUCCAAAAGCCAAUUCUCCAUAGAGAGAAACGAGAAAAACGGAAGAUUGCCCUAUAAAUUUCCGAUUUGAGCUACCUGUCUCAAUGAUAUGCUUCUUGAGACAGAGUCUGCCUUUUAAAAGUACCCCAACAGCCCUAAUAAGAAAAACUGGCAAAACCUGUCUAGUUUAAGUAGAGAAAGGAAAAAUUUCAAGAGAAACAAAACUUCCCUCUUCCACGAAGCCCCAAAGGCCAACUGAAAAUUGGCACAGACGUUUGAAUUCAGCUCGAAGGGAUAUAUCCUACUACCCUAUAGGGAGUCCAUCUUCCUCCAGCAUCACAAUUUUAUUUUAUGAUCCACUAGGAAUCUUCAAAGAGCUGAAUGAAGACAUCAGCCUAGAGUUAUUUUUUGGCAUUUAA